Messenger RNA from Anopheles moucheti, 8081 nucleotides. It is a transcript of the gene Efa6, whose product is annotated as PH and SEC7 domain-containing protein. Bases 84 to 4937 code for a protein of 1617 amino acids. The transcript has 15 exons. Gene Ontology annotation, molecular function: protein binding; guanyl-nucleotide exchange factor activity. The record is from RefSeq and is a predicted model, not a curated record. NCBI's taxonomy places the organism in Eukaryota, Metazoa, Arthropoda, Insecta, Diptera, Culicidae. Gene Ontology annotation, biological process: regulation of ARF protein signal transduction.
GACAGCAGGAAGCGUAGCGAACUACAACUAAGCGCAAGUUUGCCACCUCCGAUACGGAUGACCGUAUCCCCCGGGCGGCCAUUAUGGCUGAGGAAGUGACGGCCGUGCUGCGGAUGAGCAAGGAUGGUACCACGUUCGGCUUUCAGCUCCGGCAAAUAGAUAUUGGCGAGCAUGUCAUAUACAAGAUCAUCGACAACACGCCCGCUGACAUGUGCGCAAAGGUGGAGAUAGGCGAUAUCGUGCUGAAAAUCAACGGCGUAGACGUCACUGGAUUAGCUACCAAAGAUGUGGUAAAAUGUGUACGGGUUUCGCCAAACCCUAUGACGCUGCAGCUCCGGAAAGAUCCGCACGUGAAGCGUACCGUGUAUGAUAUGAUCAAAUCCACUUCACCCGAACGGGUACUGCACCAUCAGCAGCAUCAGCUCCAGUCGCCACUGUCGCAGGGCCCGGAAGAGUAUACAGUGGAGCUGCGGCGCAAGAAGGACGAUACGCGGCUUGGCUUCGUAGUGCGUGCUACCGAUGUUCUCGAUCAUGUGAUCGUAGAGAUACGCGAAGAUUCACCGGCUGCGCUCUGUGGAAAGGUGGAAGUUGGUGACGUUUUUCUUAAAAUUAACGAAACCGAUGCACAACAGUAUUCCCCACGAGAUGUGCUAAAGUGUUUGGGUAACGCUACCGAACCCAUAACAUUGCGUUUGAAACGAGAUCCUUGGAUCAAAAAAUACUUACGCGAACAGUACCAGCACGAACAGUUGGUAAUGAGUGACGAUUCGAUUGAAUCACAAUCCUGCAAGGUAAGUAGUGACAAUACGAACGGUUCACCAUCGCAUCCUGUAUCGCGCCUAGCACAACCGAAACGUUCCAAGUUGUUGUCGCUCGACUCGGUGCUGAACCUCAACUCUCCCAAUACACAGGCAGGCGGACGGACACCGGGGAAUGGCAAUCCGCACGCAGUGCGCGAAUGCCUAUCGGAAUCUGCCUGUCGUCCGUCCCGCAUACCGCAGGCGAUUGCACAAAAUAACUGGAGUGCACCACAGUCGCCGUCGCGUGGCAGAAAACCGCCCCGGCCGUCGCAGAUACCGACGGCAAGGCCCGACUUGCUUGUCACCCGCUUCGUUAUGACGGGCGAGUCACAGUUUGAGACGCGGUACAACGUACCCGAGGUGCAGACUCGCAAGCGUAUGAAAGCACCGCUGGUCAACUACGAUACGCUUUCCUCAUCGACCAGCCGCUCGGAAGACAAUAGCAACAGCAGCAGCUGUCUGAUGGAAGACAACGCAAACAACGAUCCAACGCAACCACCCUCGCCGGCUUCCCCGCUCUCGCCAACGGAUGGGCCGGCAAGUGACAAUAACGGGUUGGGCCGGUGCGGCAACGGUGACGCCGGUCCGGUAAGCAAAAAGAAACCGCACGGCAGUAGCAACGAUAACCACGGCUCGAACGGUAACAACAAUCUGCCAACCAGCGGUUCGUACGGUUCGAUCGGUACGACUGGCGAAAAGGGCGACAUGGUGGCAAAUCGAAGCAAUAAGGCGGAGGGUAGCGAACGCGACGGUAGGCGAGACGAUACCGCCGAGGGUGGUAACAGUGGAAACCAAAACGCAUACAGCAACGCAAAGGCAGACACCAAUCAUAGUGAUGCUGGAGGUCGAGAUGGUAGCGGCGUUGCCUGGCCGAAAGACUGUGAUAGUGCGACCGGUGUCCCUAGCGGUGGUAUGCUGCCGCUAGCGAACAGUGACGCAACAACCAGGCACCAGCGCCAUAAUGUUGUAUCGCGCUCGAAGGGUGACCCGAGCGAGGUUAGCUACUCGGUACCCACAUCCCCUACGACGUACGGCGUGGGCAGUGGUGGUAGUGGUGGUGGAGGCGCGGGUGAACAUUUGCUAUCCGCUGGUAAUGCCGGACAUGAUUCGCAACAUCGCAACAACAACGAGAUGAGCAUCAAUUCGAUGCCAACCAGCCCGGAGUACGCUGGUGCGGGCGGCCAUCACCAUCAUCAGAUGUUCCGGUACGGUGCCGGAACGGGUCCGGAACACUCAUCGAUUGGUGGUGGCGCGGGUGGCGACACGAGCAGCGGGGAGCUAACGGCCAACACGAACAUGAGUUCUGGGUCGGGACCGAACGGUGGUAUGAUACGCAAAUGUGAUGCUGCUGGCUUUCGCACUAGUCGCUCGGAGGACCAUUUGCAGCAGACGCAACGGGACGGUGGCAUUGGGGCGGUCGUAUCGAUUGAUAUCGACGAGGACGUGAACAGUUCACUGAACACACUGCUCGACACACGUCACGAUUCGCAGGAAUAUGCGAUCCCGGAACGAGAGCGGUUUCUCUGGUCGUACAACGCGCAGGCAGCUCCAAAGACAGCCGGCAAUGCUGGUGGCGAGCAUGUCGGCAGCAAUGCCGCCGAACCCGGUGCCAAUGUGGUCUCGCCACAAUCCUUCUCCAGCUCGGUUAGCUCCUCACCGCAGCGUUCCGCCAGCGAUAGUCCUGCUUCACCUACCUCCGUUUCGAGCUCAGUCAUGUCUUCCUCUGGCGGGUCCCGUGAACAUUCGCAUGCUGGUGGUGCCGGUACGGCCAGUUCCUCGAUCGCCAACAAUCUUCCAGGCGGACACAGUACACCGGGCAGCGGUAACCAAUAUCAUCAGCAACAACAAUCGCAACAGCAGCAGCAGCAGCAGCAGCAACAUAAUCAUCAUCAUCAUCAUCAACAACAUCAACAGCAACUACAUCAUCACCAUCAACAACUGCAACAGCAGCACUCGUCCAGCGGACAGCAUCCACCCAGCCAGUCCGGGUACGGUGGUGGCCGUGACCAUAGCGUAUCGGAGGCGGUAUCGAACAUCUCCAGCCCAGACUAUCAGGACGAGCAUGAUUUGCUCAGCACGAAAGACCUCAUGGCAAUGGCGAUCAGCGAUCCGAGCGAUUCGGAUUCCACCAUACUGAUAUCGGAAAAUACGCACCGGUGCGACUUACCGAUGAAUCACGCCGAGCGAGACCACAAGCUCGUCAUCCAGGUGAAGUCGGGCGAAGGUGGUAACGGUGCACCGGAUCUGGAGGAAGAUUACGACGGUGCCCGAUGUCUCGCACUGCUGAAGGAAGCCGAACGGUCCGAGCUGGAAAGUUUCGAUCUGUUAGUGGAGGAUGGCAUAAUGCCACCGAGCAGUGCUGCCAACCUGUUGCCGGGUUAUGCGGACAGCACCGCGUACGGUGGCAGUAUUACGCGCGAAUCAUCACCGCCGGUUUCCGACGAUGGGAGUGACGUGGACUCGUUACACUCGUUCCACUACUCACCAAAGGGUGUCGACCUACCAUCGGCCGAGCGGCUCGCCAAGCGGCUUUACUAUCUGGAAGGCUUCAAGAAGAGUGAUGUCUCACGGCAGCUCUGCAAAAACAAUGAUUUCAGCCGGGCAGUCGCUGAAGAGUACUUGAAGUUCUUUUUCUUCGAAUGUCUUUCGUUAGACAAGGCUCUGCGAAUGUUUUUGAAGCAGUUUUCGUUAACCGGCGAAACGCAGGAACGCGAGCGUGUUCUGGUACAUUUCUCCAAGCGGUAUCUGGAUUGCAAUCCGCGUUCGUUUAACUCACAAGAUGCUGUGCAUACACUCACUUGUGCUAUAAUGCUACUAAAUACGGACCUUCACGGGCAAAAUAUAGGUUCGAAAAUGACGUGCGCAGAGUUUAUCGACAAUCUGAGUGACCUGAACGAUGGCGAAAACUUCCCCAAGGGUGUGCUGAAACAAUUGUAUUAUUCUAUCAAAGACAAGCAACUCGAGUGGGCAUUGGAUGACGAUACGGAUCCAAAAACGGGUAACCGUAACGCCGACGGCAACGGCAAUGGUGGCAAUGGUAACGGGCUCGGUGGCGGUGGCGGUCCCGGCGGUCUGAACGGUGGCUCGGGCGAUGGUGGAUCGACGGGUGGUAGCCUGCAGGGGCCACCGGUAGGGCCGAAUCCAUUCCUCGAGGCACCGGCCAUGUUUGCGGCGGUAGAGUACAAAAAGGGUUACGUCAUGCGGAAGUGCUGUUACGAUACGAACUACAAGAAGACUUGCUGCGGCUUUGCUUGCACCAUUUCAGCCCCCUUCGGACGGCGCUCGUGGAAGAUGUUCUUUUGCACGCUGCGCGAUCUGGUGCUGUACCUGCACAAGGACGAGCACGGCUUCCGGAAGAACCAGAUGUCGGACAAUGUGCACAACGCGAUCCGCAUACACCAUGCGCUGGCGACGCGUGCCAGCGACUACACGAAGAAGCAGCACGUCUUCCGGCUGCAAACGGCCGACCAGUCCGAGUUUCUGUUCCAGACGAGCGAUUCCAAGGAGCUGCAGUCCUGGAUCGACACGAUCAACUUUGUGUGUGCGUCCUUUUCUGCACCACCGCUCGAGGGUGGAGUCGGUAGUCAAAAAAGAUUUCAACGACCGUUGCUACCGUGCACACACAGCCGUCUACUGCUGCGCGAUCAGUUAGCGUCGCACGAGCGGCAGGUGAAUAAAAUAUUAAGUCUACUGGAAGAGCACAAGGUAUCGACCGCACCACCGAAAGGUUUGGCGUUGCAGAACUAUAAGGAAAAGGAGGUAUACCUCCAGUACGAGCUUAAGCGAUACAAAACGUACUACAAUCUGCUCAGCUCCCGCCUGACAAUGGAGCCACAGGAUUUCAAUAAUCAGCAUCAGGUCAGUGCGGCCGCACUGAACGAUACCGGCGACAGGCGUGACGAUUCCUGCAGCACGAUGUUGCCGCUCAGCGGUUUCGGUGACUACGGUGCCAACAGUCAUCCGGCACCGGGUCAGCCACGAAACCAAACGGCCGGUAGCCUUAUGCCCAACUUCAUCCAGCAGCACCAAGGUAGCAAUGCGGUAAAUAACGCGACCGGGCGGUCAGGACUUUCGCCUCCGGACACGGCACUCGGUGGUCAGAACACCGCAACACAGCAACCUACCAACACCCUGUAGUAUGGUAGUGUCGGUGCACAUACGGUACCGGCCGGAUCGGACCAUCGUGCCCGCUAUAUGGCCGAAUUGCUGGACCAGAGCAGGCACGCAACGUAGCAAGGAUUAGCAUUAUUCAUCCCCUGUGGUUGUAACACACAAACACACACGCGCGCGCGAACAACAAUUCGAUCAGUAUGUAAUAGGACGCGGUCAGACAAAUCCGAUAGAAGUAUUUUCGCCCACUAGUAUUUUCGACGCGCGGAUGCUUGUCUUGCAUUCCAAAAAUUGUUGCAUCGCUACCAUUCGAAAGCCGCUUAAAAACGUUUAUUAAGGUAAUCGCAUUUACGACACUAUAACUCCUCCAAACGUUCCCUUACCAUUCAAACGCGUUUUGAGACGAAAAUGUAAUCCUUGAAAGUCAGGAAAAGGACACUCUUGAUGUGAUCCAUCGCAUUUAUUAUUUAAACGUUUCUGGCUUCCGGUGUGUGUUACCUUUUCUAUGCUUCGGCGUCAAAUCUAGCCCAAUUAAUUCUUCACUUUAACACACUACAAAGCAAGCUCCGACGGUCCUUGCCUAUAUCUUUCGAGGCAUUUACUGUUGAAACAUUAACGAGUAAGGAAGGACGCGUGGGAAAAGCAGUAAUCAAUCAGUUUAGCUUUUUACGUUCCAAAUUUAACGUAACGUUUUAUCAAUAAUUUAUUCUCCUCUCUAUGGUUCUGAUAUAGCCCUUCAUUGCUUCGGUCGCCCAUUGCCGCGUUUGGUGGUGGCAUGCUGAACGCAACCCUAAUGGGGUAAAGUUAAUGGUUCAAACACCCCAAAAACAAAAACAAACAAACAAACAAACAAACGCCCUACAAUGAAGCCAAAACCAAACAUAAUAAUCCUAGUACGCAGGCUAACCAAACAGAAAGGAUGUUAUGACCAGUCAGUAAUACAGUAUACAAAAAAGUGAAGCGGGAUCGGUGCUGAAACGUACAUCCGCAAAAACCAUUCACACAUACACACACACACACACAUGGACAACAAACUAGCUUCCUCCGUGUUGGUGGUAGGACGUCGAUGAAAAACGGCGUGCCAAAAUUUUUACAUUUAAAGAAAACAAAAUGUCGCUCGAGAAAAGAAAAGUAAUAACGGGGCAACAGUUGGUCCAUGCUUGGCAUGGCUGCUCAGCAUAAUAGUGUACAGCCAAACUAGUGAGUAGAACGCGAGGAAGAUACCAGUCUAUUACACCCAAAACACACAGGCACGCGCAGGCACAUGCAAGCCGUAUAAUGGAAAAGGUUACGUUUCAUGAUAAAACGCGGUACUAACUAGAAUGAAUUGAACGAUACACUUUUAUGCUAUUAACGAUGUACACUGAAACACGCAGAGUACGGCAAACGUAAGUCAACAAAGCCCUUAAAAUGGUCAUGUUUACCUGUACAUUACCGCUAUUAAGUAGAAAUGAAAAAGUGCACGAUAUAUAUAGAUAUAUUACAUACGCAUUAUUAGGAUUAGGAGCAGGCAGGAUUAUUAUGAUUUCUAUUUCGUUAAUGAUUUGUUUUUUUCUCUCUCUCUCGGGCGCGCGCGCGUAUCGUUUGCGUACACUAAAACAAUUGUACUACUAUUUAGAGAGUGCUAUUUCCAUCACAUUAUGCAGAAUUGUUAGCGAUUGCGUCACUUUUUAUAUAUUUUUUUAUAUCCUUUUGUUUAUAGUCUUUAUUAAGACGUUGCGCGGAAUAGAUUAUUAACAAACAAGAAAAAAAGACGAAUGAAAGUUACUAUCACAGGGGCGCGCAAAAAACAAAACGAUUCGAAAGGAAAGUCGAUAAUUUAGUGCAGGAAGUUUUUUGUUUGUUAUUUUGAAAAGACGUUUUCGGUGCAUACGAGUUUAAAAAGGGGUGGGGGAAGCGUUAUGAUCUUUAAACCCCUGCAUUUAAUGUUGAUCGUCAUAAGAGGUGACGAACGCACGACUUAACAAAAAAAAAAACAAUCCGUUUCUGAGAUAACACGCUUGGAAACUUAGCUGCGCGGCUAAUACAGGUGACAAAAGCAACCUGCGCCAAAGGUCAAGGUUCUGUGUCAGGUAGAAGCGUUAUGCUGUUUUGUAUCCUACUUAGCCGAAUGCGCGGAACGGCAAACGAAAUGAUAGAUUUGGUCCAAUCGGACGGGAACGGUUGUUUGUUCGGAAUUAUAGUGCAGUUAUUGGCAGUAUUGCAGGUUUAUUUUUUUUUUUGCGUUUUCUUUCGUUUUCGAUCCCUCGUUCUGCUUCCCACACGCACACACGACACACAGACACGAACACUCUCUUUUUCUCGCGUUGUAUUUUGCUAUAUUAUUUAUAUUUGGAACCUAGUUCAUGCAUACAUAAAACUGAUGCGAAAACGAAAGGCUGAUUUGACGAACGUAGAAAACAGAACAGUAACGGACGCGGUGUGUAUUAUUGUGAACAGAGGCAGUAUGAGGAAGAAAGGAAAAAUUUGGUAGUUUUUUUCAUUUUGUUUGAUUAUUUUUCCUUUUCGUUUAUUUUUUUUUUGUUGUUGUUUUGUUUCAUGAAAAUGCGUACCAUUUAGCCGUAUGCUUUAUUAUCGUCACUGUUCCGUGAUUAUGGUUCUUGACUAUUCCUUUUUAAGGGUUGUGUACGGUGUAUUCCCUGUUGGUGCCCGGUUGUAGGUGCAAACAGUGAAUGCAAAACGUGGUGUAGUGAGAUGCGCGACAGUAGGUGAAGAAAUGCUGCGUAACAACUGUCGCUAUUUAUAUACAUAUAUACAUAUAGAGCAAAACGAUUGUGAAACGACACGAUAGUUAUAGGAAGAGUAGGAUAGUAGGGUGCCUGAGUUAAUCUUUUCUUUUGUAUUUUGUUUCGUAAAAGAGACUUUGUCGCCAAGGAUCGAUCGAUUUCGUGUUAUAUUCCUAUGAAAAAAAAAAAUUAUAUAUUGUAUACAACAAAUCACAAAUGGACUAAUUGCUCGGUACUAGCAAAUACCUUCCUCCCUAUCCCAUCCCUUAUUUUCCCCUUCCAUUAUCUUCCCCACGUUUCGUCCCAAGCAGCAUCCCCAUUAUUCGCGCGCCGAACGAAUGAUUUGUAAAAUCACUUGACAAAAAACGUUUGUCAACAAUUAUAAUCACUGUUGAAGGUUCAUUUCACUAGCGUGUAAGCGAAGAAUAUAAUUUAUAUCUUGGAA